Mastomys coucha (southern multimammate mouse) is the source of this 345-nucleotide messenger RNA. Its product is annotated as COX assembly mitochondrial protein homolog. The coding region runs from base 25 to 345 and encodes 106 amino acids. NCBI's taxonomy places the organism in Eukaryota, Metazoa, Chordata, Mammalia, Rodentia, Muridae. Gene Ontology annotation, cellular component: mitochondrion. The record is from RefSeq and is a predicted model, not a curated record. The transcript has a single exon.
UUUGCUGCUUCUCCGCCCUCCGAGAUGGCACUGGACCCCGCAGAGCAGCAUCUCAGACAUGUUGAAAAAGAUGUUCUGAUCCCAAAGAUAAUGAGAGAAAAGGCCAGGGAGAGGUGCUCUGAACAAGUUGAAGAUUUUACCAGAUGUUGCAAGGACUCUGGGAUCCUUAUGGUAUUAAAAUGCCAGAAAGAGAAUUCUGCAUUGAAAGACUGUCUAACUGCUUACUAUAAUGAUCCAGCCUUCUAUGAAGAAUGCAAACUGGAGUAUCUCAAGGAAAGGGAAGAAUUCAGAAGAACAGGAGUUCCUACCAAGAAAAGGCUUCAGAGGGUUCCCACAAGCAUGUAG